Molecule: messenger RNA, 209 nt
Organism: Geodia barretti
Lineage: Eukaryota; Metazoa; Porifera; Demospongiae; Tetractinellida; Geodiidae
Source: the annotation of a GenBank genome assembly
GAGUCUGACACGGGCUAGCUACAGUAGUAGAUAGCAUGCGGGAGUCGAUACACGCCCUUCGUUGUGGCCUCUUGUGCCUCCAAGGUACACAGAGCAAGCGGACCCAGUCGAGGGCGGGGGUGUAUACACGCAGUUGUCCAGGGCCUCAAAAGCAAGGGGGAAGAGAGAGACCGCAACAGCGCAGCAAGCGGGGGAAUGAGCUGACACCU